AUGGCCAACUCAUCUCAGCCCACGGUGGUGCCUCUGGGCCCUGAGAGCCUGCGCCCCUUCACCCGGGAGUCCCAGGCAGCCAUAGAACGGCGGGUGAUGGAGGAGGAGGCCCGGAAGCAGCGGAACAAGCAGAUGGAGACUGAGGAGCCCGAACAGAGGCCGUGCAGUGACCUGGAGGCUGGCAGGAGCCUGCCCCUUGUCUAUGGGGACCCCCCGCCGGAGGUCAUUGGCAUCCCCCUGGAGGACCUGGAUCCCUACUACAGUGACAAGAAGACCUUCAUCGUGCUCAACAAGGGCAAGGCCAUCUUCCGCUUCUCCGCCACACCUGCUCUCUACCUGCUGAGCCCCUUUAGCACCCUCAGACGCUGCGCCAUCAAGGUGCUCAUCCACUCGCUGUUCAGCAUGUUCAUCAUGAUCACCAUCUUGACCAACUGCGUGUUCAUGACCAUGAGCGACCCGCCUUCCUGGUCUAAGCAUGUGGAGUACACCUUCACAGGGAUCUACACCUUUGAGUCCCUCAUCAAGAUCCUGGCCCGAGGCUUUUGCAUCGAAGACUUCACAUUCCUCCGGGACCCCUGGAACUGGCUGGACUUCAGCGUCAUCAUGAUGGCGUACCUGACGGAGUUUGUGGACUUGGGCAACAUCUCAGCCCUGAGAACCUUCCGGGUGCUGCGGGCCCUGAAAACCAUCACAGUCAUCCCAGGGCUGAAGACCAUUGUGGGAGCCCUGAUCCAGUCAGUGAAAAAGCUGGCAGAUGUGAUGAUCCUCACCGUCUUCUGCCUGAGCGUCUUUGCCCUGGUGGGGCUGCAGCUCUUCAUGGGAAACCUGCGGCAGAAGUGUGUGCGCUGGCCCCCACCCUUCAAUGACACCAACACCACGUGGUACGGCAAUGACACCUGGUACGGCAAUGACACCUGGUACGGCAAUGACACCUGGAACAGCCAGGAGAGCUGGGCCAGCAACAUUACCUUUGACUGGGAUGCCUACAUCAAUGACGAAGGGAACUUCUAUUUCCUGGAAGGCUCCAAUGACGCCCUGCUCUGUGGGAACAGCAGCGACGCUGGGCGCUGCCCUGAGGGUUACAAGUGCAUCAAGGCCGGGCGGAACCCCAACUAUGGCUACACCAGCUAUGACACCUUCAGCUGGGCCUUCCUGGCUCUCUUCCGCCUCAUGACACAGGACUAUUGGGAGAACCUCUUCCAGCUGACCCUUCGAGCAGCCGGCAAGACCUACAUGAUCUUCUUCGUGGUCAUCAUCUUCCUGGGCUCCUUCUAUCUCAUCAACCUGAUCCUGGCAGUGGUGGCCAUGGCAUACGCUGAGCAGAAUGAGGCCACCUUGGCCGAGAAUCAGGAGAAAGAAGAAGAGUUUCAGCAGAUGCUGGAGAAAUUCAAAAAGCAGCAGGAAGAGGUAGGGAAGGCCAAGACCGCUCAGGGGCUGGAAGGUAGGGAGGCAGACGAGGACCCAGCCCACGGCAAAGACUGCAACGGCAGCCUGGACACAUCGGCGGGGGAGAAGGGGCCCCCAAGACCCAGCUGCAGUGCAGACAGCGGCAUCUCAGAUGCUAUGGAAGAGCUGGAAGAGGCCCACCAGAAGUGCCCACCAUGGUGGUACAAGUGUUCCCAGAAAGUGCUCAUAUGGAACUGCUGCGCCCCGUGGAUGAAGUUCAAGAACAUCAUCCACUUGAUCGUCAUGGACCCCUUCGUGGACCUGGGCAUCACCAUCUGCAUUGUGCUCAACACCCUCUUCAUGGCCAUGGAGCACUACCCCAUGACGGAGCGAUUUGACAGAGUGCUCAACGUGGGCAACCUGGUCUUCACAGGCAUCUUCACAGCAGAGAUGGUGCUGAAGCUCAUCGCCCUGGACCCCUAUGAGUACUUCCAGCAGGGCUGGAACAUCUUCGACAGUAUCAUCGUCACCCUCAGCCUGGUGGAACUGGGUCUGGCCAACGUGCAGGGGCUGUCGGUGCUCCGUUCCUUCCGUCUGCUGCGGGUCUUCAAGCUGGCCAAGUCGUGGCCAACAUUGAACAUGCUCAUCAAGAUCAUCGGCAACUCGGUGGGGGCACUGGGCAACCUGACGCUGGUGCUGGCCAUCAUUGUGUUCAUCUUCGCCGUGGUGGGCAUGCAGCUGUUCGGCAAGAGCUACAAGGAGUGCGUGUGCAAGAUUGCCGCGGACUGCACCCUGCCCCGCUGGCACAUGCACGACUUCUUCCACUCCUUCCUCAUCGUCUUCCGCAUCCUGUGCGGGGAGUGGAUCGAGACCAUGUGGGACUGCAUGGAGGUGGCCGGCCAGGCCAUGUGCCUCACCGUCUUCCUCAUGGUCAUGGUCAUCGGCAACCUGGUGGUCCUGAACCUCUUCUUGGCCCUGCUGCUCAGCUCCUUCAGCGCGGACAGCCUGGCGGCCUCGGACGAGGAUGGCGAGAUGAACAACCUGCAGAUCGCCAUCAUGCGCAUCAAGUGGGGCAUCGGCUUCGCCAAAGCCUUCCUCGUGGGGCUGCUGCAUGGCAAGAUCCUGAGCCCCAAGGUUAUCAUGCUCAGCCUCGGGGGGAUUGGGGAGGCUGGCGAGGCCGGCGAGGCUGGGGAAAGCGUCUCAGAAGACGAGAAGAAGGAGCUACCGCCCGAGGAGGAUGAAAACAAGGACCUCAAGAAGGACAAUCAUAUCCUGAACCACAUGGGCCUGGCUGACGGCCCUCCCCCGAGCAUUGAGCUGGACCACCUCAACUUCAUCAACAACCCCUACCUGACCAUCCACGUGCCCAUUGCCUCCGAGGAGUCUGACCUGGAGAUGCCCACAGAGGAGGAAACGGACACCUUCUCGGAGCCUGAGGAUGGCAAGAAGCCGCUGCAGCCCCUCGACGGGAACUCCUCCGUCUGCAGCACUGCUGACUACAAGCCCCCCGAGGAGGACCCCGAGGAACAGGCCGAGGAGAGCCCUGAGGGGGAGCAGCCUGAGGAGUGCUUCACCGAGGCCUGUGUGCAGCGCUUUCCCUGCCUCUACGUGGACAUCUCCCAGGGCCGAGGGAAGAUGUGGUGGACCCUCCGCAGGGCCUGCUUCAAGAUCGUUGAGCACAACUGGUUUGAGACCUUCAUUGUCUUCAUGAUCCUACUCAGCAGUGGGGCCUUGGCCUUCGAGGACAUACACAUCGAGCAGCGGCGAGUCAUCCGGACCAUCCUGGAAUACGCCGACAAGGUCUUCACCUACGUCUUCAUCAUGGAGAUGCUGCUCAAGUGGGUGGCCUAUGGCUUCAAGGUGUACUUUACCAACGCCUGGUGCUGGCUCGACUUCCUCAUCGUGGAUGUCUCCAUCAUCAGCCUGGUGGCCAACUGGCUGGGCUACUCGGAGCUGGGACCCAUCAAAUCCCUUCGGACGCUCAGGGCUCUGCGUCCCCUGAGGGCACUGUCUAGAUUCGAGGGCAUGAGGGUGGUGGUGAACGCCCUCCUGGGAGCCAUCCCCUCCAUCAUGAACGUGCUGCUCGUCUGCCUCAUCUUCUGGCUCAUCUUCAGCAUCAUGGGCGUCAACCUGUUUGCCGGCAAGUUCUACUACUGCGUGAACACCACCACCUCCGAGAGGUUCGACAUCUCCGAGGUCAACAACAAGUCCGAGUGCGAGAGCCUGAUGCACACGGGCCAGGUCCGCUGGCUCAACGUCAAGGUCAACUACGACAACGUGGGUCUGGGCUACCUCUCCCUCCUGCAGGUGGCCACCUUCAAGGGCUGGAUGGACAUCAUGUAUGCAGCCGUGGACUCCCGGGAGAAGGAGGAACAGCCCCAGUACGAGGUGAACAUCUACAUGUACCUCUAUUUCGUCAUCUUCAUCAUCUUCGGCUCCUUCUUCACCCUGAACCUCUUCAUUGGCGUCAUCAUCGACAACUUCAACCAGCAGAAGAAGAAGUUUGGAGGGAAAGACCUCUUCAUGACAGAGGAACAGAAGAAAUACUAUAACGCCAUGAAGAAGCUUGGCUCCAAGAAGCCUCAGAAGCCAAUUCCCCGGCCCCAGAACAAGAUCCAGGGCAUGGUGUACGACCUGGUGAUGAAGCAGGCGUUCGACAUCACGAUCAUGAUGCUCAUCUGCCUCAACAUGGUCACCAUGAUGGUGGAGACAGAUGACCAGAGCCAGCUCAAGGUGGACAUCCUCUACAACAUCAACAUGGUCUUCAUCAUCAUCUUCUCGGGCGAGUGCAUGCUCAAGAUGUUGGCCCUGCGCCAGUACUACUUCACCAUCGGCUGGAAUAUCUUCGACUUUGUGGUCGUCAUCCUGUCCAUUGUGGGCCUCGCACUCUCUGACCUGAUCCAGAAAUACUUCGUGUCACCCACGCUGUUCCGUGUCAUCCGCCUGGCGCGGAUCGGGCGCGUCCUACGGCUGAUCCGAGGGGCCAAGGGCAUCAGGACGCUGCUCUUUGCUCUCAUGAUGUCACUGCCCGCGCUCUUCAACAUCGGCCUGCUCCUCUUCCUGGUCAUGUUCAUUUACUCCAUCUUCGGCAUGUCCAACUUCGCUUACGUCAAGAAGGAGUCAGGCAUCGACGACAUGUUUAACUUUGAGACCUUCGGCAACAGCAUCAUCUGCCUCUUUGAGAUCACCACGUCAGCCGGCUGGGAUGGGCUUCUCAACCCCAUCCUCAACAGUGGGCCCCCCGACUGUGAUCCCACGCUGGAGAACCCGGGCACCAACGUCAAGGGUGACUGCGGCAACCCCUCCAUCGGCAUCUGCUUCUUCUGCAGCUACAUCAUCAUCUCCUUCCUCAUCGUGGUCAACAUGUACAUUGCCAUCAUCCUGGAGAACUUCAACGUGGCCACGGAGGAGAGCAGUGAGCCUCUCGGGGAGGAUGACUUCGAGAUGUUCUACGAGAUGUGGGAGAAGUUUGACCCCGACGCCACGCAGUUCAUCGACUACAGCCGCCUCUCCGACUUCGUGGACACCCUGCAGGAGCCGCUGAGGAUCGCCAAGCCCAACAAGAUCAAGCUCAUCACACUGGACCUGCCCAUGGUGCCAGGGGACAAGAUCCACUGCCUGGACAUCCUCUUUGCCCUGACCAAAGAGGUCCUGGGAGACUCUGGGGAGAUGGAUGCCCUCAAGGAGACCAUGGAGGAGAAGUUCAUGGCUGCCAACCCAUCCAAGGUCUCCUACGAGCCCAUCACAACCACCCUCAAGAGGAAGCACGAGGAAGUGUGCGCCAUCAAGAUCCAGAGGGCCUACCGCCGGCACCUGCUGCAGCGCUCCGUGAAGCAGGCUUCCUACAUGUACCGCCACAGUCAGGACAGCAGCGGGGAUGCAGCACCCGAGAAGGAGGGGCUGAUUGCUGACACCAUGAACAAGAUGUAUGGCCCUGAGAACGGGAACAGCGGUUUGCAGAGCAAGGGGGAGUGGAGGGGCUCGACAUGGGGCCCCAGACCUGCCACGGGGCUCCUGUCCAUCAGACCCGCAGACACAGCCCUCCCUCCCGCCCCACCCCCGGGGCCGACGGUGCGCCCAGGGGUCAAAGAGUCUCUUGUCUAG
Molecule: messenger RNA, 5490 nt
Organism: Mesoplodon densirostris (Blainville's beaked whale)
Lineage: Eukaryota; Metazoa; Chordata; Mammalia; Artiodactyla; Ziphiidae
Gene: SCN4A
Product: sodium voltage-gated channel alpha subunit 4
Exons: 24
Coding region: 1-5490 (1829 amino acids)
Biological process (GO): membrane depolarization during action potential; neuronal action potential; sodium ion transmembrane transport
Cellular component (GO): plasma membrane; voltage-gated sodium channel complex; axon
Molecular function (GO): voltage-gated sodium channel activity; protein binding
Source: RefSeq, a predicted model, not a curated record